Xyrauchen texanus (razorback sucker) is the source of this 903-nucleotide messenger RNA. RefSeq lists its product as uncharacterized. The record is from RefSeq and is a predicted model, not a curated record. The transcript is spliced from 2 exons. NCBI's taxonomy places the organism in Eukaryota, Metazoa, Chordata, Actinopteri, Cypriniformes, Catostomidae. The coding region runs from base 123 to 728 and encodes 201 amino acids.
CUGGCUGAUAGCAUACUUGCUUCAAAGGAAGAUAUUAAUAGCUGAGCACUUGACGGUUUUCAUUAAGGAUAUCUCUGCAUUUUGCCAAACACACAGAGUCAGCUCAAUGCCAUGUCACCGCUAUGCUUGAGUCUGCUCCAUGCCAUGUCACGCCUCAGCAUGUUCCAAGCCAGGUAACAGCCAGGCCUCAACCUGCUCCAUGCCAUGUCACAGUCACGCCUCAUCCUGCUCCGUGCCAUGUCAGAGUCAAGCCUCAGCCUACUCCAUGCCAUGUCACAGUCAUGCCUCAGCCUGUUCCAUGCCAUGUCACAGCCACUCCUUCGCGUGCUCCAUGUCAUGUCACAGCCACGUCUCAGCCUACUCCAUGCCAUGUCACAGCCACGUCUCAGCCUACUCCAUGCCAUGUCACAGCCACGCCUCAGCCUGUUCCAUGCCAUGUCACAGCCACUCCUUCGCGUGCUCCAUGUCAUGUCACAGCCACGUCUCAGCCUACUCCAUGCCAUGUCACAGCCACGCCUCAGCCUGUUCCAUGCCAUGUCACAGCCACUCCUCCGCGUGCUCCAUGCCAUGUCACAGCCACUCCUCCGCGUGCUCCAUGCCAUGUCACAGCCACUCCUCUGCGUGCUCCAUGCCAUGUCACAGCCAUGCCUCAGCCUGCUCCAUGCCAUGUCACAGCCACACCCCAGAUGUCACAGCCAAGCCCCAGACUGCUCCAUGCCAUGUCAUAAGCCUGCAUCUGCUCCACGGCUCUGCAUGAGACUCUCAUGGCUCCACCCCCCAUGGGCUCCUCCGUGUUCCCAUGCUCCACACCAUGUUUCACCAGGCCACGUCUCACGCCCUGUCUCGCCAGUCCACGCCCCAUGUGCCCUAUUGACUUUGAUAUUUUGUUCUGGAGAAUCUGGA